CUUACCAACGAAGAGAAAGAGAUACGCGUUUCCUCGGUGUAUAUAUCGUCUUUCAUGGCGAUAUCUAAACUCCCAUCGAAUAUCUCGAAUUCCGGCUUCAAUUUCAGCCACACAUUCUCCAAUUUCAGCUCAGUAGGAAUAAUGGCUGAAGAGAAAGCUGCAAAGGAAGUAGUAGAUGGAGAGAAAAAGAGGGGGUUUGGGUCUUGGUUAUGGUUAUGGUUAUGGAAUGGUGAUGAUUUUGAGAAGAGAUUACAGUAUAUAUACAAACAAGAGGCUACUCUUGUUGCUAGAAUCAACAGAAGAUCGUCCACUUGGAGGUCCACCGCCAGGAACUUGAUCCUUGUUUCGGUUCUUCUUGAGGUUGUCGCACUGGUUUAUGCUAUAAUUACAACAAGAACCAUGGGCUUGGAUUGGCAAAUGAGGGCACUGCGAGUUCUACCUAUAUUUCUUUUUCCUGCCUUCUCAUCGGCUUUCUACUGGGCGCUUUUUAGCUUCACAAGAAUGCGCGAUAGCAGGGAUCAAAAAACUGUAGACAGGCUUCAGGCGGAAAGGCAAGAAAAAAUUGAUGAACUUAAAGAACGAAGCAAUUAUUACGCUACUCAGCAACUAAUUCAGAAAUACGACUCUGAUCCAGCAGCCAAAGCAGCAGCUGCGACCAUACUUGCAUCAAAACUGGGUGCAGAUUCGGGGCUAAAAGUGUUCUUACGAGACGAGUUGCAGCAUACUUCUGAAGCUACAGGGAUGAGCAAUGAUAUCGAGCCUGUGAACUCUAGUGGUUUGAGGAAAAGAAAUAUAUCGGAAGCUACAUCUAAGGGAGGUAACGACAUGGAAAUGUAUCAACAUGCGGAAAAUGAGAUUUCUCCACAUAAUCCGGUGGUUGUUGAGCAUCAUGAUGCUAACGCCUUUGGGGCUCGAGAUGGCGGUUGGAUUGCUCGACUCGCACAAUUGCUUGUGGGAGAGGAUCCGUCUCAGUCUUAUGCACUUAUAUGUGGCAACUGUCACAUGCAUAAUGGUCUUGCGAGGAAAGAGGAUUUUCCAUUCAUUACAUACUAUUGUCCGCGCUGUCAUGCUCUUAACCGAGCAAUGAACUCAAGCUCCGGUUCUCCAAGUACGAGCACCCUUGAUGCAACAAUCGAAGGUGCGAGUCCUAAUAGUGGGUCCAUGAAAACAUCUGCUAUCAGCAGUCCUGUCAUGCACGAGACUGAGAAAGUAUCCGCUACCAGCAGUCCCGUGACAGAUCCUGCGCCCAUGAGUGAGAACGUAACUGAUACUAGCAGUCAUGUGGGUGAGAUGGAAACAAUUGAGAAAAUGGUCACAGAUGACCCAUCAACGCAAUAGGGUUGUGGAAGAUUUGUGCAGUGUGUAUUGUUGGUUUAUUUGUUGUAAAUUGUUUAUAGAUGGAUCGAGUACAGGUAAUGUUUAUACCGACGAUGCUGUUAAAGGUGGCCUGUCACCGUCAACCAAGAAGCCGCUGGUGUGAUCUUGAAAGGGAGGAAAAUUUGAGAAUUUACGGUCUGUAAAUGAGAAAAAAUGUGCAUAUCACACUUGGUUUUGAGCAACCCUCUUUUGCAUGGUUUUGAGUAAGUAAGUUCUGUAUGAUAUAUGAUAUUGUUUAAGAUCUCAACUUUCUACUAAACAAACACACGAUUAUGUGUUUUUGACUA
Molecule: messenger RNA, 1664 nt
Organism: Helianthus annuus (common sunflower)
Lineage: Eukaryota; Viridiplantae; Streptophyta; Magnoliopsida; Asterales; Asteraceae
Exons: 6
Coding region: 55-1338 (427 amino acids)
Biological process (GO): endoplasmic reticulum tubular network organization
Cellular component (GO): endoplasmic reticulum tubular network
Source: RefSeq, a predicted model, not a curated record